GUUGUGAUAAACUUAUUAAAUAGAUACUAGUAAUGAAUCAGAAUACUUAUUAUCAUCAGAAGUUGGCUGAACAACUUAUUCUUCUGACUACUCAUGGAAAGGGUUUGCUUGCAAGAGUUUAUCAUCUGCGCAAGAUGCUCGGGAGCUCAAGGGCGCGCUAUGAAAAGUUGAAAGCCCAACCUUCAGGAGAAAAUCCCGGUGCCACUCAGUUAUCUUUUCUGUUCGAUUCACAAUUUGAUUCGGCCAUAAAGAACUUAGUGAAAAAAUUCCCAUUCCCACAGUCAAUCGACAGCAAAUCAAAAGAUUUUCAAAUUCUCCGAGAAAGAGACCACAGCAGGAAAAUCAUGGGUGAACUUCAGCCUUUUCAACAAACUUUUACUGAUGUUCACACGUUCAUGACGGAUGCAAAUGCAGCAUUGGAACUUGUAAGGACUUGGCUUGUCGUCAAUUUUUCAUUAUUCGACGUGGCCUUCUAUUUCUUGGAUCUUUUGUCCACGCUUUUCUCCCUGUUGAUGUUGCUGAACAAAAUAGAAGAACGCAAGGCAAUUAUGGCUCUGUAUGGAUACCUCUUUCGGUGUGAGGGAGCAGCGAGUUGCGAUGUUAGAGUGGAGACCUUCAUCGCUGAGUUGGAACCAAUUGCCAAGCUGCAAUCGGCUCUUGCAUCUCUUCAGACUGUAUUGCAUUAUGGACUUAUGAGUCCUUUGUGCACGCUUUACAGCAGAAAGAUGCGUGACCCAAAGAAGUAUAUGGACGAGUUCAACCUGGUCAUGAGACCCAAUCAGAUAGCUGAACAGUUUGUAGAGUUUGGGUUGGAGGACACGCAGUUCUAUUCGCCGGAGGCGUCGUACCUAUCGAUGGAGACUGUAGAGAAGUGGAUCAUUAUCAUGGUCCUCGUUUGUCCCCGACUACUGGAGGACGACACAGUCAAGGAACAGUGGCGAGUACUCAUGAGUAAUAGGUACGCGUUUCCGCUGUUCCGAGAUGUCAUUGAGAAACUGCAUGAACUAAUGCAAGAAGCAUUCGUGAAAGACGCAUUUACAUCCAAGAAAGUUGCCGACGAGAUCAAAAAAGACAUCAAAAACUCAUUACAAGUUGCUGUGGAAAAAGCGCCUUCUGAACAUAAAAGAGCGCGAAUGUUUCUACGCAAAUCCCUGAAGAGCAACUAUUUGAUUCUGAGUGAUGUACCAGGCUUACUAGGGCUGAAGACGCAACUGGCUCUGGUGAUUAUGGGAGCCGCCAGAGACGAAAUUCACUGGCUAGUGGCACACUGCACUACCGAACCCCCUGGAAGAGGCGGCAAGACUGGGCCCCACCCGGACCUGAAGGAGCCUCACUUGGCUGAGAUGCUGUACUACGUGGAACAACUGAGAAUGCUAUUUAAGAAGUACCAGCAGGUCAUUUUCGUGUACCAUGGUAGCAUGAUCAAACGAAGGAGCGAAGACUUGGCAAUGGCAAUGCAGCAAGCACCUCCUUUGCCAGAGCACGAGACUACUAUUUUCUCGGACAUAAUCAACCGAAUCAAGUCACUUCCACCUCCCACCGACCAGACAGCAGCUACAACUGAGUGGGAGGACUUCCAAGGCAUCAGACUAGACUGGAUCCGUCUCCAGACAUACUUGGGAGACAUUCCUCAGGAGCGGCGGAGUGGAUUCCUUGGUCUCAGGCCACCAGCCGGGGGAGGGGGUGGAGGAGCGAUGGAAAUGAUGGCCCCGAGUGCCUAUGGACGCAUGCAGGAGGUGGCCAUGAGAGUGACGAAGGCCAUGUUUGCCAUCACGUUCUCGUCUAAGAUGAUAGACUAUCUAGACAAUAUUCUCAAUCAAGUGUCAGACAUGUCCAUAUUCUUCUCUCACUUGGACAUGUUCAAUACCCACAUCAACGCCCUCCUAUGGACCCCUGCACCCCCAGAACCCAGUGAGUCAUCGGGUGGGGGUGGGGGAGGGGGCAAGAGUAGUGCGGCUGCUGCCGCUGCUUUGGCCAAUCAGAUUAACCAGAUUAGCACUAAACAUCUGACUAGUCGCGUGAUUGUGUUCCCGAUGCUCUGUGCCCACUUCACUAACAUGAUAGCCCAUGUGGAGGAAUACGUGCCAAUUGAGCGUGAUCACGUGAGUGAGCUGUCGCUGACAACAUGCAACACUCUGCUUGAGGAGAUCUGCAAGAAGGCCUGCCAGUGCAUCCGGGACGUCUGCAAACAGCAUCAAGCACUGAGCGAACAACUCAUGCCCAAAUAUGCACCCCACUAUGGCGGGAAUGCUGUGACACCCAGUACGAAUACAGUGAGUGCAGGUGGGACUAUAAGGAGGAAGAACACUGUGACUGCGCCCCCAGUGGCCAAUCAGGAGAGACAGCUGCCGGGCAGCGAGAGUGCGCGGGAAAGGAGGGACAAACAAGUCACCGAGUUGGACAGACUGACGAUUGAGAUGGUGGAAGUGGUGACUGCUGUCAAUGAGUGCGAUCAGAUCAUUGUCAACAGAUUUAGCUUCGCCCCGAGAGAGUACUUGUUAAGUAGACUAGAGGCUACAUUCAUGGAUCAAAUCAGGGAAUUGCUGGCCCCUCAAAGCCAUCCUAACGCCCAAUCGGAGAUGAGAAUGAAGCCGAGUGACAUGUUGUCCCGUCUCAAAGCUACAAUGGCUGUAAUGCAGAGCUUGGAGAGCUACGUGCUUCAUAUCUCUGGCAGUUCCCACGGCACCUCUGGCUAAAAACCAGCUACCGGAGAUUCCUUUUCCAGUGGAGGAGUUCUCGGAUAUCACUGAGCUGCGCUGUCUGGCUGAGAUGAUUGGACCCUAUGGAGUGCGAUAUAUCAACGAGGUCAUCUCGCAGAAGAUAUUAGCUCAGUAUCAGGAACUAAAGAAAUUGGCAAAUGAGAGGGCCCCGAAGUUGAACCAAAUUUACCAGCUGAUAGAGUCCAAGCCAGGAGACGCAGUCAAAUUAGGUGACACCCUGAUUAACAAAGAGGAUAGGAAGACAGUAAAUCAGCUGUUGACGAUGAUGGGCGCCUUCUUGGCUCUGAGGGAUCUACUCUCCACUGCCCUGAAUGAUGUGCUGAAGAGGAGAGUCCCAUUUCUCAUGUCAUGUAUAUCCGGACUGGAAAAGCCAGACCAGAGACCGGAUGCAAAUGACUUGGCCGCCACAGCUGGCUUCAAAGUGAAGUACUAUGACCCCAUACUGCAACAGCUGCUCAAAAUAAAAAACUUCGAGCAACUGCGAACUGGCACUAAGCACGAGAAUGACCAAUUAGUGAACUGUUUCAUCACUCUCUUCGGAUUAUCGCUGCCUGACAUUGUGGAGCUGCACAACCUACCCUUCAACCGCUACUAUGAAACGAGUGGUAGCAACGCCUUGUGUAUUGGCAAGGCAGUCAACUCUAUCAUCACAAUGACCCUGUUGAUGUUGCCUCAGCCGGAAGAAGAGUACAUCAGGAACUGCUUCGUGCGAUUCCUCACUCACGCCUCCAGCUGUGUGUUGAGGAUGUCGGAGGGAGGCAAUGCACAGUCGCCGGCUGACGGAGGAAGUGGGGACUCGGCUGGUGCGAUGAGCCCGGCGACGCUGUUGAUGUCGCGCAGAUCACGUGACACAACUUAUCUGGUGUUGAAGCAAAUAGUGGAGGACUGUCCCUAUUUAAGCAUGGAUGCCUUGGAGGCAGUCUUCCCCUACACUCUAGUGCGGUGUGCAUUCCACAACUCACACCAGAAGGAACCCCCUCCGAGACCAGUCAGACAGUCAUAAGUGUCUAGACAAGUAGAACAAUAAAUGCAAAAAUUAACUAGAAAAACUUUCAUCAGCGAAGGAAUGAAAUUGUUCUAUAUUCACUCUCCAAAACCACUGGACCUUUCAGACAGACUUAGACAUGAAAAAACUAACUUAGUCUUCAAGUAUUUGAUCUAGCGUAAAUAUUUAAGAACCUGAAUUAAGACAAUUUGGUGAUAAUAACGGAUUGGCGUUUGCUUACGUUAUAUUUUUUUACGGAGCUUUGACUUGGAAUACGAAUUUAAAGGGCUGCUGCCUCUGUAAAAUAAAAAUUCGUUCCUAUGCUUGUUUAAUUUUGUUCAAGUACAUUUAUCAAUGCUCAAACUAUUGAAAGUUCAUCUGUGCUCAGCAGCGUUAUACCCUAAUAGCUUGUGAUGUAUCAAGUACAUGAUGUGUGCGACUUGUAAUCUGAAGACAGAUCAUCGGAUUAUUCUGCCAGAAAUAUCGGUUUUUCGCAUGACCCACAUAUGAAUGCCAAGUCUUCUAUUUUUUGGCUUAACUGUCAUCCUGUUAUAAAUUAUUUUCAUCUCUUGUUUCAGCUUGACUUUGACUCAGUUUAAGUUUGAUUAAAAUAUCACAUAUAUGGAUGUUGAGAUAACUUUUUUCUACUUCAAUUUUGUCAUAAACAAGCAAGAAAACAUCAGCCUUAAUUUCUGUAAAUUAUAUUUUAUACACGCACUAAUAAUUUCCAUUCAAAUAAGUCAUGUUUCAAAUUGUAGAUUAAGUUUUGUCUUGAAAAUUUAAAAAGUGUUGAUCUGGUUUUUCUUUCAUCAGCUCAUCCCGUGGUGCUUUCAAGUAUGAUAUUUAACAGCGAAAAAUGUAUUUCAAGCAAUAAAGGCGACAAACAAAA
Messenger RNA from Symsagittifera roscoffensis, 4594 nucleotides. RefSeq names its product nck-associated protein 1-like. NCBI's taxonomy places the organism in Eukaryota, Metazoa, Xenacoelomorpha, Acoela, Convolutidae. The record is from RefSeq and is a predicted model, not a curated record. Gene Ontology annotation, cellular component: SCAR complex. Gene Ontology annotation, biological process: cortical actin cytoskeleton organization; cell projection assembly; cell morphogenesis.